AUCAUGUCGGAACCGACUCGCACCGUGGCGCGACCGCCAGGCGCCUUGUUUCGUGUGGUGAAGACUCUUUCAAAAAGCUCUUCUAACACAGGGGUAUAUCUAUGUCUUCCGCGCAUUCUACCUUCUUCCUCUGAACCCACAAUGGACAUUGAUGAAGAUCUUUCGACCCGAUGCGCACCAAUCUUAGCAGCGUUUGGGAAGAUGACUGGGAACACACGCCUACAGCAGCAACUUGGUCUGCUCGAGUAUGAGAGGCUGGGAGACGUUUUAUACCAAAAUAUGCAGGAAUACCGGACAUCGUUACUGCCUCAAGGGCAGAUCAAAAUGCUGCCGCAGCUCGCAGUGGUCAAGAUGUCUACGGAAAAAGAGAAGGUGCGAAGAGAAGUCAAGGUGAUAGAAGAGAUUCAUAGUAUGGCCGGCGAAGUGGCUACGCUGCAUAUAGGGUCAUAUGUAUUGGGGUCUCAGCAUACAGAGGCGCCAGAGACGUCGUACAUGGUUUUGCGCCCUAUCUUUGGGCCCACGCUCGAGCAAUUCAGUGAAAAGAGCAGCAGUGGUAGGAGCGGGGGCAUUCCAGAAUGGCUGAUGGCGCAUAUAUGUGUCGGUCUGAUCGAGGCGGUUGAGUUCCUGCAUGAGCAUGGUCUGGUGCAUGGCAGGAUCGAGGCGUCCAAUGUCAUGUUGAGCUUGUACCCUGUGUACAUGCAUCAUCGGUAUCGUGGGUACCCGGAUGUGCAACUGAUUGAUUUUUCAGAUUGUGCAUCAGCGGCGGCAAUAGUUACGGCGCUGGAUGUGAGAGGCGUGCUGACGGUCAUGGAAGAAACUAUGGUCAAGCAGAACAAUGCAGCUCCGUCUGGGCGUUCCAAACGGGAUGUUCGUGGUCGGACUCGAGAGAAACAGGUCGAGCAAAACAUACUUCUAGCUAAGAUCAGAGACAUGACUGCUGCUGAUUAUGAAGGAGACAUGAACAUGCAGGGCUUACGAAAGUCACUGGUGGGCAUAGCGGAAGACAUGCGACACAUUGGGCCCGAAACGAUGCCGAGAGACAUUAUGAGGUUGAUCCAUGCAGAUUUGACGACAGAUGGAGAACUCAAGUGCGCAGUGCGGAACCCCUUAGUUCUCAAAAUGAGGAGUAAGAAGCAAGCGACAAAGGCCAUUGGGGACGAUGAGCCGGUUGAUGUGGUUGGCGUA
This is a messenger RNA of Bipolaris maydis ATCC 48331, 1185 nucleotides long. RefSeq lists its product as uncharacterized. NCBI's taxonomy places the organism in Eukaryota, Fungi, Ascomycota, Dothideomycetes, Pleosporales, Pleosporaceae. Gene Ontology annotation, biological process: protein phosphorylation. Gene Ontology annotation, molecular function: ATP binding; protein kinase activity. The record is from RefSeq and is a predicted model, not a curated record.